AUGAAAGCUGUAAUAUUUCUCGUACUUUUUGUGGUAAAAAAUAUUCCUGGCGCUCCUAUUGCUCUAAACGGCAAUGCAUAUAUAUCUCUGGAUUUGAAAUCGACUGAAUCGAUAGAGAUCCAUCCCGGGCAGCUGAUUUUACAUCUAAGAUUCCGCACCAUACACCCAAAUGGGCUUCUUAUGUACAGCAAAGGAGCCAGUGGCCAAUAUUUCAGACUGGAGAUCGUCCAGGGAAGAGUAAGCUAUUCCUCCUACUUUCAUGGUAGCUACCAAAAUGGCCUCUUCACAAUCUUGUCCCCAAAUAAAGACCUGAAUGAUGACAAAUGGCACAAUGUGACACUCAUUAGACACGGACGAAAAUUUGCCCUCUGUGUCGACAAGAUCACUGCAUUCCGCAUACACCAGGGAGAGUAUGAAAAGCUCGACAUGAAUGACGUCAUUUACGUCGGUGGAAUGACGGAGCAAAGUUACCACUCCCUACGCGUUACAGGGUCUAAAAAUUUCCGUGGAUGUCUUAGAGAUGUAAAGUACGGCAACGUAAAUAUUCUGGCUGGUGCUUUAAUGGGACUACAUGGUUUUGAAAUCCAUAAAAAAAUUUCAUUCCAGUGUAAAUCUGCAGCUCAUCGCAUUUUUUCAAGCAUCAGUCCUAAUUUGAGCGUGCGGAUACCUUACAGAGCAAUGGGUGACUGUUUCUUUACGACAAGUUUUCAGUUCCGUACCUAUUUUAAAGAGGGUUACUUCAUUUCGGUUAUUUCACCCAGAGUGAAGUCUUACCUUUUUCUCUCGAACGGCGUUCUGGUCUUGAAAGUCGUUGACGUUAGUGGAUUCAAAUCAGGGCUGAGACUGGGCACUAACCUUAAUGAUGGUGAAUGGCAUCAACUGUCAGUGCGUAUCGCAGGCUCGGAAAUUGCUUUACAACUUGACGGACAGGUCACGACGAAAGAGGUUAAUAACUCUCUUUUAUCGAUUAGAAAUUCCAGAAACAAGCUCCGACCAAAGAUUUCUCUUGGGAAAGAAAGGAAAAUGAAAUCGAAUAUAUCGGGCUUUGUUGGGUGUAUAUUGGAUUUGAUAAUACAGGAUCGUCAAAUUCCAUUGAGCGGCAUACGAAGAAAGAAGUACGUUCAGAGUGUGGUGAUGAAAUCUUGUCAUUUGGAAAACUACUGUGAGCCUAAUCCUUGUAAAAAUGGCGGGCAAUGCUCGCAAGAUUGGAAGCAGUUUUAUUGUAAUUGCGAUCACACAGAUUUUGAGGGUGAAAUUUGCGAAAUUUCGAUUUACAAGCCAACUUGUGAACAUUACAGAUUCAUGGGGCUGCAGACGAGUGCUUUAUGUUUGUUGGAUUCCAAGGGAGAAGGACACCCUUACACUGCAUUCUGUAACGUAACACGCUCGUCACGAACAUACACGAUUAUAGCUCACAAUAAAAUGGCGGAAACUCCCGUUGGAGACGGGGAACUCUUGGACGCCCUCUACAGCCAUGAAAUCACGUAUACUGCCCGAACAGGAAUGGAUCAGAUUAAGGCUCUGAUAGAGAAAAGCAAACAUUGUCGUCAGUAUGUAGAAUUUCAUUGUUUUGCUUCUAAACUUUUUAACGCGCCUCGCGGAUCCUCACAAGCGUUUUGGUUAUCACGUGACAAGGUAAGACAGGAAUACUGGGGAGGAGGACAACCAGGGAGUAAAAAGUGCGCAUGCGGAAUGACCGAGCCACCUUCAUGUGUGGGUAAGAAAUUCUGCAACUGUGAUGCCAGGGAUAGGAUUUGCGGUUCAAAAACCAAAUACGCCGAGAAGUAUUCUGAUGAAUCUUUCUUCUCUUGUAGGUACAUGUGGAACCUCGAAAUCAAAAUAUACUCAGUUGGCUUCACGGCCUAG
This is a messenger RNA of Pocillopora damicornis (cauliflower coral), 1866 nucleotides long. Its product is annotated as contactin-associated protein-like 2. NCBI's taxonomy places the organism in Eukaryota, Metazoa, Cnidaria, Anthozoa, Scleractinia, Pocilloporidae. The record is from RefSeq and is a predicted model, not a curated record.